GUCGAAACAGUUGUAUGACUACCCGCUCUCCGUGACGCUCGGUUUCGGUAACUCGAUCUUCAUUGCUGCACCUCUUGAUUAAUACCGGUUAUAAGAUGGCCAUGGAUGAGUCUACGAGUCGCGUUAUCCUUUGGGGUGUACCCAUGUGCCUGUCCACAGUUUUCACGAGAUGCAUGGCGGCAAGAGGCAACACCGAAAUCUUCGUGGAGCCCUACGACAACUGUCACAGUUUUGGCCCGGAGAGGCGCGUCGCAUGGCCGGCCCAGAUCCACUCGGCAGACCUGGUGAAUGACUGGCAGACCUACAGUUGGACAACGGCUAAGCUGGAGAGGGAUUAUCCACAGUCUGUCUUUGUGAAGGACAUGGCCUUCGCAAUGGAUGGGAAGUUUGAGAUGCUACCGGGUGGUUACCGCCACACUUUCAUGAUCAGGGACCCCGUGAAGGUGUGGUCGGCCUACCGAAAGAGAAUCACACAACUGUUGUCGGGUGAGAAAAAUGGCGUCGACUCAAACCUACCGGGAGACCUUGAAAGCUACGUCAGCCCUUCAUCCGUUUACAAGGCCAGUUAUAAUCUCAUGGACUACGUGCGAUCUGUUCUCCACCAGACACCGGUCGUUGUUGACGCCGAUGAUUUGGCUGCUCACCCCGGGGAGACCUUGCGCCGGUACUGCUCGGAAGUCGGCAUCCCGUACAAGGAGGACAUGUUAAACUUUGCCGCCCAAAAGGGCACAGAGGAGAAUAAAUGGCACUGCUCCAAGUUCUUUCAGUGGGGAGGGGAACAAGGUGGGUUCUAUGACAAGGCGAUGAAGAGUCACAGCUUCCUUGUCAACAAGACAGAGUACAGGAUGGAGGACUUGCCUCCGGAUGUUGUUGAAUGCGUCAAGAGGAACCAGCCGUGGUAUGAGAAAAUGUACGCCUUGCGAUUAAAACCAGAAUAA
Asterias rubens (European starfish) is the source of this 938-nucleotide messenger RNA. RefSeq lists its product as uncharacterized. The record is from RefSeq and is a predicted model, not a curated record. Lineage: Eukaryota; Metazoa; Echinodermata; Asteroidea; Forcipulatida; Asteriidae. Bases 96 to 938 code for a protein of 280 amino acids. The transcript is spliced from 2 exons.